UGUCCAGCAUGUACUUGAAAUUGUUGUUUAGGACGUGUAAAUUUCACUCUGUAAAUCUCAAUUUGUUAUUUCUUCUUUGUUUGCAAAUCAUAGCUAGUGACUCGACUUCUAUUUGUGGCCAUGAUGAUUUAGAACAAUGGUUGUUAUACAUUAUACCUCCUCUUAGCUAAUUUGUGAUUAAAAACGGUCGAAAUGAUUAAUUAAAAAUACCUAAUCGUUCAAUCAUAGUAGUAUACAAACUUAUUUUGCAUGAUGGUUUCGCACAAAAGAAGUUUUUUAAAUUUCAUGCUGGAUAAGCAGAUACUAUUGACACUACCAAUUAACUUUUGCCUUCCUGUUUCGCAAGUCAGUUAUUACACAAAGGAAGAUAUUAAAAACUGGAGCGUAAGUUUAAUAAGAAGAGAUAUUUUGAAAUUAGUUUCUUACAGUCAACAGAUGUGGAUUGGAAUGAAGUUUUAAGCUGAUAUUCCUAAACAUGAAGAUUAUUACAGGAAUAGUUUUUUUCUAUUGCUUAAUAAACCAAGGUCAAACUUUUGGGGUGACUAUAUCUACCCUAACAACAUCACUUCGAAGUGGAGAUGAUCUGGUAUUAAGAUGUGAAACUCAAAACGCAUCAGAUACAAAAACCGUUUUUCAAUUUUUUAAGAAUGGAAUGAAUAUUACGUCGAAACAAACAGAAAACACAACGACUUUUAUUACACAGACAAAAGACAAUGGAAAUUAUUCAUGCACGGCAGUGCAAAAUAACAUAACUGAACAAUCCAAUAUGGUAGAAAUAAAAGUCAUGUUACACAUUGAGAUUCGUUUCUCUCCGGCCAUCGAAGGAACCAACCCAAAUAUGACAUGCUACGUAUUUGGUGGAGAAGAAAGUCGUUUUAAGUGGAAAAUGAAUAACAUGACGGUAGACGAAGCAUCUAGUAUGCUACAACUUCGAAACAUUUCGAGACAAAAGAUUGGUACAAAUUACAGUUGCUCAGCAACUUCUGUGUAUACUAACAUGGCCAGCAUGUAUGCUAUAAGACGCAUAUCACAAGACGAUGUGAUGUAUGUUGGCAGCGAGAUAUCAUUCGUUCCGGCAGGAAGCCGUCAAUCUCAGGUGGAAGGAACACCAUACAAAGUAACAUGCCAACUUAUAGAUUACGGAUCUCCGCUUGCUACGUUGUCUUGGUAUAAGGAUGGUAUGCAAGUUCCUGGAAGUGUUAAUGUAACAGGAGGUCCAGCAAUGUUGGAGUUCUCAUCUACCAUGAGAAGGGAUAGUGGAAAUUACACUUGUAUUGCCAAGAAUAUCAUUGGGGAUGUGACGAAAAUGUUAUCUUUUGAUGUCUUAGAUUUAUUCCGAUUUCCCAAACUCACCGUCAAUUCAUCAGCAAUUCUCUCAGGAGACGUCAUACAACUGACCUGCAAUGUAUCUGACGCCGACAAUCGAACACUGACGUAUCAAUUUUACCGAGAUGGAACAAUGAUUGCACCAGUGCAACCAAAAAACACGCUUACCUUUGUAGCACAAACUAAUAACAGUGGAAAUUACUACUGUAGAGCAGGCUUGGAUACAAUAUAUAAGGCAUCAUUUAAUUUAGACAUCCGAGUGCUUUUGCAAGUAAAAAUCUCCAUACCAAAGGCAAUAGAAGGCAAGGAUUUAAACAUCUCCUGUUUGGUGCAAGGUGGUGAGGUGGUCAAAUCCUUCAGAUGGAAAGUCAAUGACACACAACUAGAAAACGAAACAAUGCAACAGUUACUGAUAAUGAAUGUCAACCGAAGGAUGGUAGGAAUGGUGUAUAGUUGUUCUGCAACACCAUAUAAAGGAGUGGAGAGUCAAGAGAGUAUGGGAGCUAUACAAAAAGUAUAUGCUCUUGAUAUGCCGGUUAUCCGUAUACGUGACGCUUAUCCACUUGAGGGCGAUCAAAUAUACAUGAAUUGCUCUGCCACUCCUGUACAAGAUGGACUUACUUACAGCUGGUAUAAAGAUAACAUCCUUUUAAGUGAUUUCAAUGAAAGAGUUUUGAACCUGACAUCAUUGAGGAAUGAUUCUGGGAGUUACCAUUGCGUGGUGAUGCACAACAUGGGAAACUUGAUCAAACGUUCACUUUCGGCGAACAUAACAGUUUUGUUUUUAGACGAGCCUACAAUAACAAUUGCAGACGGACUAAUGUUGCCAUUUGUGGAAGGCACAAACUUCACUUUAAGUUGUGCUAUUCAAAUGUACAACCACAACUUAAAUAUUUCUUACAAAUGGGAUAAGAAAAACAGCACCUUUGGUUAUGACUUGCUUGGCAACGAACAGAUGCUUAAUAUUGUCAACGUCACCAAAGAUGAUAGUGGUUCCUACAUGUGUACAGUGACAGGCGAGUUUCACAAUAAAACAUUGCAGAAGAAUAUAACGCAGGAAAUUAUAGUCCAUUAUAAAGCCAUCGAAUUGAUAAUUACAACAGGAAGUGGCAGUCAUUUAAAAAAAGAAGCGUCAGUAAACAUUUCGUGUAAUGCCAGCGAUUUUGGUAAUCCACCAGCUAAGCUAUAUUUAAUGAAAGAUAGUAAAUCUCUAAGUAACGGAGAAUCUGGCUCUUCAAUUAUGUACAAACUUGCAUCAGUCAAUAAAAGUGACAUGGGUGAUUAUAAAUGCAUUGCAGUGAAUGAUGCUGGGAAUGUUACAAAAUAUUUAAAUGUCGCUGUUCUGUAUUUGGAAACUCCACAAAUUGCCUUUACAGAAAACAAAACAUCUCCAGCAAUAAUGGGAGGAGAUAUUGAAAUGACUUGCACAGCUAAACAUACCAUGAACAAUUCGUUGAAUGUAUCUCAUCGUUGGUAUAAAAAUAAUAAUAAUGUUCUAAUGAUGGUGGGAAACCAAAGCGUACUUACUUUAUCUAAUGUAUCCAAAGAAGACGCAGGAAUGUAUUUAUGUAAGGUUACUAUUAUGUAUCCAGAUAGCAUUUUGAUGAUGAAGAAUGCAACACAGGAGGUUAUUGUUAAUUAUAAAGCUGAUGGAAUUAUGCUUAUGCCAGCAAAUAACGUUCAUUUGAUUGAAGGAUCUGCACUUAAUAUCUCGUGUAAUGCAAGCGACUUUGGUAAUCCACCCGCCAAGUUGUAUUUAAUGAAAGAUGGUAAAUCCCUAAAUAACGGAGAACCUGGCUCUUCAAUUAUGUACCAACUUUCAUCAGUCAAUAGAAGUGACAUGGGUGAUUAUAAAUGCGAUGCAGUGAAUGAUGCUGGGAAUGUUACAAAGUAUUUAAAUGUGGCUGUUCUGUAUUUGGAAACUCCACAAAUUACCUUUACAGAAAACAAAAAAUCUCCAGCAAUAAUGGGAGCAGAUAUUGAAAUGACUUGCACAGCUAAGCAUACCAUGAAUAGUUCAUUGACUCUAUCUCAUCGUUGGUAUAAAAAUAAUGAUGUUCUAAUGAUGGUGGGAAACCAAAGCGUACUUACUUUAAAUAACGUAUCCAAAGAAGACGCAGGAAUAUAUGUAUGCAAAGUUACUCUGACGUAUGAAGACAAAAUCUCAAUCAUGAAAAAUUCUUCGCAAGAGGUGAUUGUCCAAUAUAACAUUAGGCAGCUCAAUAUCACAACAACUCGAAAUAAAACGGAGGAAAUGGUAGGAAGACCUUUUAUGUUCAACUGCUCAAUUGGUGGUCAUAGUGUAUCAGAAGUAACGUUAAAGUGGAUGAAAGAUGGACGCAUCCUUAAAACAAGCCUAAAUAGCUCGACAAUUUCAUAUGAAAUACCAUCUGUAAAGAGAGAGGAUGCUGGGAAAUACAUGUGUAAUGUGACAAGUGGCUCUGGUAGUGCAACAAAAAUGAUUGAAUUUAACAUCUUUGAUGUUCCUGAUCCUCCUACAAACAUUAAAACACUAUCAAGAACAGGAUUCUCAAUUGAAGUGACAUGGGAAGCACCAUUAUUUAACGGCAACAGACCACUUACUAGAUAUAUCUCAAGAUACCGUGAAAUGUCAGGAUCAUUUAAAAAUAUGACCUCACCAGCAUCUAUGCUAAAGCAAAACAUUACUGGACUUUCUCCAAAUACAGAAUACCAAAUCAUUUUGCUUGCUGUUAAUGAAAUUGGGAUGAGUCGUGCAAGUGACAAUAUGAGAGUCAUAACCCAAGCUUUAGCACCAAUGCCGAUCACAAGACAACUUCCUGCACCACAGGAAGACAGGAUCAAAAGAAGAUCAUUUGCAAUCAAUAUUGUCUUAUUUGACGAAACAAAUAUAAAGAUUGCCCAUUACGAUGUUAUUUUGUUGAAGCUUGAAAAUAGUGCUAAGCCAAAGAGACAACCAAAUAAUUAUACUAACGCUGAAAUAAAAAAUCUUGUGGUUGGAAGAAUAAGAAACCCAACAGAGAACCAAGUUUUUGUAGUCGGUGGUGGAGGGUCUACUUCAAGAAGGAGAAGAGCUUUAGGAGAACCAAGCAAUCCACCUUUGGAGAGAGGUACUUAUUAUACUGUCUUUGUCAGGGGUUAUGUGACUGACGAUGUGUUUCAGAGCACAGACUGGUACCCUGUUGUUCAAACAGAGGAGGAGAAAAAUCAUAACGUUGUAGUUGGAAUCGUUAUUGGCGCAUUUGCUGCAGUUGCACUUGUCUUAAUUGUUUUUGUUGCUGUGACAAUAUGGCGUCGCAAGAAGGGGCGUCGGCUCGAUAUUAGGAACGCGAAGAGGAUGCAACAUCGAAACAGCGUCCAUACCGUACAAGUAAACAGACAUGCAGAGCAUGAAAUGAAAAUGCUAAAUCACUAAGUUUGGCUAAUAUAUUUUGGAGAAAAACACGUCUAAGCUAUUUUUAAAGUGGUAAUCAAGUGCAAGGAGACGUAUUUACUGGAUUUAGUUUCUCUCAUUGAAGAAGUAUAAUUUAUUUAAAACUUGUACAUUAAUGUGUUAAAAUUUAUUAAGUUUGUAAAUGAACUAAUCUAAUA
This is a messenger RNA of Hydractinia symbiolongicarpus, 4896 nucleotides long. RefSeq names its product hemicentin-1-like. NCBI's taxonomy places the organism in Eukaryota, Metazoa, Cnidaria, Hydrozoa, Anthoathecata, Hydractiniidae. Gene Ontology annotation, molecular function: cell adhesion molecule binding. Bases 476 to 4720 code for a protein of 1414 amino acids. The record is from RefSeq and is a predicted model, not a curated record. Gene Ontology annotation, cellular component: cell-cell junction. Gene Ontology annotation, biological process: cell-cell adhesion. The transcript is spliced from 18 exons.